UAUGGGUAUGUCUGUAGUGUGUAUCAUAUCGCUCUUUGGUCUGCCGAUGGGCGGCCGUUACUUGGCGUACUGUGUAGGUCUCCCAGUAUCUUCUCAGUACAUGCCCAUGCCCAACUGCAAUGACGGAGACAGAAUGGUGGGCACAUUUCCGGUUUUGUUGGUUUACAAGUACCACCAGCCAAGCGAAUACAUGGUUCGAAUAGCCGCCUGGAUUCCUGCUCUUGGAUUAGUGAUUAAGUACUACCUAGGUGAUGCGUAAUGCGAAUGGAGAUGAUGAAAGUAUUGGUAUCUUGUGUUCACGCUACGGUAUGAACCUAUCAGGAGCUGCAAUGAACUGGUCAGUUUCACCUACGAAGAGGGACUGUGCAAGCUUGGGGCGAAUUUGGUUUG
This is a messenger RNA of Aaosphaeria arxii CBS 175.79, 390 nucleotides long. RefSeq lists its product as uncharacterized. The coding region runs from base 8 to 259 and encodes 83 amino acids. The record is from RefSeq and is a predicted model, not a curated record. NCBI's taxonomy places the organism in Eukaryota, Fungi, Ascomycota, Dothideomycetes, Pleosporales. The transcript has a single exon.